This is a messenger RNA of Adineta steineri, 5229 nucleotides long. The record is from the annotation of a GenBank genome assembly. NCBI's taxonomy places the organism in Eukaryota, Metazoa, Rotifera, Eurotatoria, Adinetida, Adinetidae.
AUGAAACUUUUUCAUAUACCUUUAAUUAAUUAUCCAAAUUUAAUCUAUCUUCAAAAAGAAAUAAAUAAUUUAAAUACUUUAUCAGACUUCUAUGAUGAGUUUAAACGCAAUGAAAAAAUUUGGUCAAAUAUUCUUUGGACCGAACUUGAUAUAAAUGAUUUGAUGAUUAAUGUGGAUUUAUUUAUUAAAAAUUUUCGACGAUUAUCAUCAGAUAUAAAAAUAACAAGUGUCGGUCGUGUAGUAGAAAAGUAUUUAACAGAUUUUCGUUCAUCUCUUCCAAUUAUGGUUGAUUUAAAAAAUGAAGCAUUACGAGAACGUCAUUGGAAACAAAUUAUUCAAGAAACUAAUAUUGAUAUUGAUCUAACAAGUAAUGUUCUUACAUUAGAAAAUAUCUUUCAAAUGAAUUUAUAUCAAUAUAAUGAUAUUCUUCAAAAUAUUUUACAAACUGCUAUUAAAGAAUUACAAAUCGAAAAGAAUCUUAAAGAUAUUCAACAACAAUGGAAUACAAUGCAUUUUCAAAUACAUAAACAUAUUCGUAAUACAACUAUACAACAAGAUCGUAGUAGUUUCAUCAUAUCUGGUGUUGAUGAUAUUCUUCAAGCACUCGAAGAUUCAACAUUACUUCUUAAUAGUAUAACAACAUCACGUUUUGUUGGUAUUUAUCUUUCACAAGUUGAACAAUGGAUUCGAAUUCUAUCGUUAAUAUCCGAUGUUAUUAAACUAUGGAUAAUUGUUCAACAAAAAUGGAUAUAUCUUGAAAAUAUAUUCCUCGGUUCUAGUUUACAAUUUGGUGAUGAAGCAAAACGAUUUGAUACAGUUGAUAAAUUAUCUCGAAAAAUUAUGCUUGAUACAUCUCGAAAUUCAUUGGUAAAAGAUGCUUGUACACAUCCUGGUCGAUAUGAUGAAUUAAAAUCAAUAUUAAAUUUAAUUGAAAAAAUUCAAAAGAAUUUAAAUGAUUAUUUAGAUACAAAACGUCAAUUAUUUUCAAGAUUUUAUUUUCUAUCUGAUGAUGAACUUCUUUCAAUUAUUGGACAAUCAAAUCCAAAUGAUAUUCAAGAAUAUUUACAAAAAAUGUUUGAUAAUAUCGGUGCAUUAAAUUUUAUUCAAUACGAUAAAACAGUGGAUAUCGAAGAAGAAUAUCAACAAAAUUUAAUUUAUGCAAUAGGAAUGAUAUCAUUAGAAAAAGAAGAAAUGAGUUUUAUAAAUCCAAUAGAAUGUAAUGGAAAAGUUGAAAUAUGGAUGAAUAAUAUUGAAAAAGAAAUGAAAUAUUCAAAUCGUUGGAUAACCAAAGAAGCGAUUUUUUAUUAUCGUUUUAAACAGAAUAGAUUAGAAUGGAUGAGAAAAUAUAUUGGUAUGGUUGUUUUAGUUGUUAGUCAACUUUGGAGUACAUGGGAAAUUGAAGAUCAAUUUAAUAAAAUGCUAACACUAAAUCAAUCUUCAGCAAUGAAAACAUAUGUUAAACAAUUAAAUUCUCAAAUAGAAGAAAUAGUUUUUGAAAUGCGAAAAUCUUUAACUUUAAAUGAAUAUAAUAAAUAUGAAACAGUUCUUACUAUUGAUGUACAUAUUCGUGAUAUGGUUGAUAUAUUAAUCCGUGAUGGAAUAAAUGAAUCUCAUGAUUUUGCAUGGCAAUGUCAAUUACGUUUCUAUUGGUUGUCAAAAGAAGAUAAUUUAUAUUUACAACAAUGCAAUGGAAAAUUUGAAUAUGGAUAUGAAUAUAUGGGUCUUAAUGGUCGUCUUGUAAUUACACCAUUAACUGAUCGAAUUUAUUUAACAAUUACACAAGCUUUAUCAAUGUUUCUGGGUUGUGCACCAGCUGGACCAGCUGGUACUGGUAAAACAGAAUCCAUCAAAGAUCUUGCUAAAGCUAUGGGUCUUCUUUGUGUGGUUACUAAUUGUGGUGAAGGAAUGGAUUAUCAAGCAAUUGGUAAAAAUUUAAAUGGUCUAUGUCAAACAGGUGCAUGGGGUUGUUUUGAUGAAUUCAAUCGUAUUGAAGCAUCCGUACUUAGUGUUGUGUCUACUCAAGUAAAAAGUAUUCAACAAGCAUUAUCAUUGCAUCUGACGGAAUUUCUUUUCGAACAUAAUGAAAUUCGACUUCUUUCAACAGUUGGAAUAUUUAUAACAAUGAAUCCUGGUUAUGCUGGUCGAACAGAAUUACCUGAAUCAGUGAAGAAUUUAUUUCGACCUGUUGUUGUUGUUAUUCCGGACUUACAAUAUAUUGGAGAAAUAAAAUUAUUUGCGAAUGGUUUUAUAAAUGCAAGAAUUUUAGCUAAAAAAAUGGUAACAUUAUAUCGUUAUGCAUCGGAAUUACUUAGUAAACAAUAUCAUUAUGAUUGGGGUUUAAGAAGUUUUAAAGCUGUUUUAUCAAUGACAGGUUAUUUAAAACGAACAACAAUGAAAGAUACUUCCGAAGAAAUCGUUCUUUUAAGAGCUUUACGUGAUAUGAAUAUACCAAAAUUUAUUUCUGAUGAUGUUAAUUUAUUUCAUACAUUAUUAAAUGAUUUAUUUCCUAAUAUCACUUGUCCAAAAAUACACUAUGAAGAUUUAAAUCGAAUAAUUGAAGAAGUAUUAAUUAAACAACAAUAUAUUCUAAUUCCAGAACAAAUUGAAAAAAUUAUUCAGUUAUAUGAAACAAUGAUGACACGUCAUUCAACAAUGUUAGUUGGACCAACAAGUGGUGGAAAAACAGUAAUAUUAAAUACUCUAGCUGAAGCACAAACUCAAAUGGGAAUAAAAACAACUCUUUAUACAGUCAAUCCAAAAGCAAUAAGUAUUAUUGAAUUAUAUGGUAUACUUGAUCCAUUGACAUCUGAAUGGACUGAUGGGAUUGUCUCAAUGUUAUAUCGAAUGAUUAAUCGACCAACAAUACGUAAUGAAAGACGUUAUAUUGUAUUUGAUGGUGAUGUUGAUGCACUAUGGAUUGAAAAUAUGAAUUCAGUUAUGGAUGAUAAUAAAUUAUUAACAUUAGCUAAUGGAGAACGUAUUCGUUUACAAGAUUAUUGUUCUUUAUUAUUUGAAGUUGGUGAUUUAAAAUAUGCAUCACCAGCAACAGUAUCUCGAUGUGGAAUGGUUUAUAUUGAUCAAGAAAAUGUCGGUCCUAAUCCAGUAUGGAAACGUUGGUUAAAUAUGAAUGUAAUUGAUCGAUUAUAUGAAAGAAACCAAUUAGAUUUACUUUAUGUUCGAUAUAUAAAUAAUAUAAUGAAUUUGAUUUAUCAAGGUUUAACAGAAACUGAACGUAGACCAAGAAUGAAAAUGAUUAUACCAUUAACUCAAGUCAAUAUUAUGAUACAAUUUACAAAAUUACUUGAUUCUUUAUUUUUACCAUUGAUUAAAAAUGAGAAAAAAAAUCAAUUUCAACUAACUUCAGAUCUUAUCCAUGCUUGUUUUCUUCAAACAAUGAUUUGGUCAUUCGGUGCUUGUUUAAAACAAGAAGAUCGUAUAAUAUUAGAUACUUUUAUUAAAUAUCUAUCAGGUCUUUCACUUGUAUCCGCUGGUUCAAAAGCUAAAUCUGGACAAUUACCUAAUGAGAAACCUUUAUUAUUCGAUCAUGUAUUUCAACCUGAACUUGAUCAAUGGAUAAAAUGGGAUGAUCUUAUACCGAAAUAUGAACAUGAUCGAUCGAAACGAUUCUAUGAAUUAUUUGUUUCAACUGCUGAUACGAUUCGUUUAGAAUGGUUAAUGAAAUCGAUGAUAUCAAUUCAUCAACCUGUUCUAUUUGUUGGUGAUACUGGAUCGAGUAAAACAGCUACAAUUCAAUCCUAUAUUCGACAUUUUGAUUCACGUUAUAUUAAUUUAAAUUUAAAUUUUUCUUCACGAACAAAAUCAAUCGAUGUACAACGUACUAUUGAAAGUCAAUUAGAAAAAUAUUCGAAAAAUACCUAUGGCCCAUCAGCUGGAAAUAAAUUAAUUAUAUUUCUCGAUGAUUUAUCUAUGCCAAAAAUCGAUCAAUAUGGUACACAACAAGCAAUUGCUUUACUUAAAUUACUCAUUGAAAAACAUGGCAUGUAUGAACGAAAUAGUGAACUGAAUUGGAAAUUUAUUACAGAUAUUGACUGGAUUGCUGCUAUGGGUACUCCUGGUAAUUCGUUUGCUUUUAUCGAAACAAAUAAACCGAUCAUUUUUCUAGGUGGAAGUAAUAAUAGUAUUGAUCCUCGUUUUAUUAGUCAUUUUAAUGUUUUUUAUAUUACAUCGCCAUCAUAUGAAUCGUUAUUUCGUAUAUUUUCAACAAUUUUACAAAGUCAUGUAAGAACAUUUUCUCCGGAAAUACAAGGAAUCAUUCCAAAUAUAAUUCAUUCUACUUUACAAAUCUAUGAAAAUAUACUUCGCUUAUUUGUUCCAACACCAAUGAAAUGUUAUUAUAUAUUUUCAUUGCGUGAUCUUAGUCGAAUAAUUCAAAGUCUUUUACAAACUAUACCUGAACGAUUUGAUACGAAAGAAAGAUUUCUACGUGUUUGGGUACAUGAAUGUAUUCGAAUAUUUUCUGAUCGGUUUAAUAAUUUAAAAGAUCUUGAAUUAUUUAAUAAAAUUCUUGAAGAAAAUUCUUUAAUUAAAGAGGAAAAAAUUUAUUUAUUACGUAAACCAAUUUUAUUUGCUGAUUAUCGUACAGCAUUACAAGAUGAUGAACCAAAAAUUUAUGAAGAUUUACAAGAUUAUCAAGCAAUAAAAUCAAUAUUUGAUGAAAUUAUUGUUGAAUUUCAAGAACAAUAUGGUUAUAAGAAUAUAGUUUUAUUUAAUGAUGCACUUGAACAUAUAACACGUAUAUAUCGUGUACUUCGUUUAGAUCGUGGACAUUUAUUAUUGAUUGGUGUUGGUGGUUCCGGAAAAAAAUUACUUUCAAAAAUUGCUGCUUUUACUGCUAAAUAUGAAAUAUUUGAAAUACAAUUAACGAGAAACUAUAAUGAAAUAUCAUUUCGAGAUGAUUUAAAAAUUUUAUUUAACCAAGUUGGAUUAAAAAAUAAGAAAACAGCUUUUAUUUUAAAUGAUGCACAAAUUAUUGAUGAGAAUUUUCUUGAAUAUAUUAAUAAUAUUUUAUCGAAUGGAAUGAUAACUACAUUAUAUAAUGAAGAGAAACAAGAUGAAAUUAUUAAUGAAAUACGUGAAGAAGCAAUGAAAAUGUUUCGAAUUGGUUCAUCAAAUGAAAAUAUUUGGAAUUAUUUUAUUCAGAAAUGUACAACGAAUUUACAUAUUAUUUUAUGUAUGAAUCCAAAUGGAGAUCUAUUACGAAACCGGUGA